Molecule: messenger RNA, 1344 nt
Organism: Cicer arietinum (chickpea)
Lineage: Eukaryota; Viridiplantae; Streptophyta; Magnoliopsida; Fabales; Fabaceae
Product: binding partner of ACD11 1
Molecular function (GO): RNA binding
Source: RefSeq, a predicted model, not a curated record
UAUAAGUCGAUAGUUUUCCUAAUUAACAAAAGAUGUGACGCGCGUGGGAUUCCAUAAUAAUCUUUUUCCAUAAUCACGUUUGCGUUUUGAUUGGUUAUUAAGCGCUCUCUCUGCCUCAACACACUCACUUUCCCUUCUUUGCUUCUCUUCUCUUCUCUUCUCACUUCCUUCACUUCACUAACAACAAUUCACUUGUGAUUAUUGCUUCUCUCUUUCAAGGUUUGUGGAAUCUGGUUCUGUUUUUCGAUUUUUUUGAGUGUCCAAUAACUUGAAAAUUAUGUAUCCCGGUGGUUAUACUGCUGAAAUUACAAACUUAUCUCCAAGAGCUACAGAGAGUGACGUGCAGAAUUUUUUUGGAUACUGCGGUGUAAUUGAGCGUGUUGACGUGAUUAGAUCCAGUGAAUAUGAUUCUACUGCAUAUGUGACUUUUAAGGAAGCUUAUGCCCUGGACACUGCAUUAUUGCUGAAUGGAUCAAUGAUUUUAGACCAAUACAUUUCCAUUUCGCGCUGGGGAGCUUAUACUGAUGACAGUAAUUGGAACAGUCAUACAUCAAACCAUGAAGACAGUCUUUCAUGCCCAAAAGAUAUUCACAUGGAUAAGCUUGUUUCUUCCCCUGGAGAAGCACUAGUUAUGGCACAAGAGGUUGUCAAAAUAAUGGUAGCUAAAGGAUAUGUGCUUGGCAAAGAUGCAUUUGUGAUGGCAAAAUCUUUCGACGAAUCACGCAAUGUAUCAUCUACAGCAGCAGCCAAGGUUUAUGAACUCAGCAACAAAAUUGGGCUGACAGAAACCAUAAAUUCAGGUUUUGAAACUUUUAAAUCUGUUGAUGAAAAGUAUCAUGUUACCGAUAUCACAAAAUCAGCCGCAACGGUAACGGGGACAGCAGCUAUAGUUGCGGCAACGGUUACAGGGAGAGCAGCUGUGGCAGCUAGUAAUGCUAUAGUGAAUAGCAGCUAUUUUGCAAAAGGAGCUCUUUGGGUUUCUGAUAUGUUAUCUCGUGCAGCGAAAUCGGCAGCCGAUUUGGGUCAGCAUCAAGAUAAAUGAAACUCCAUAACAUUCACUACUGUCUAAUGUGUUCGUUGUUGUACACAAAGAAAAAGCAACAAUUGUUUGGUGCAAAUGUUCAUAUCAUUAGUUUUGGAGGAUCCAUGAUAAGAAUCAACUUGUUUGUGCAUCCUUUUAGAAAUAAGAACACUUGGUUGAGUUUCUAUUUGUAUAUUGAAUUUCGUCUUGUCUAUUUUUGUAUUCACUAGUUUUGAUGAGUUCAAUUACUAUGUAUUCAUAGCUUAACUUUCUGAAUGGAUGAAUAGACAAUUUGGUUGUUGAAAUUAUAAUCAUUGGUCAAA